Messenger RNA from Amoebophrya sp. A120, 378 nucleotides. Lineage: Eukaryota; Dinophyceae; Syndiniales; Amoebophryaceae. The record is from the annotation of a GenBank genome assembly.
GAUCCAGCAUGCGGGGCUGAACGCGUUGUGCCAGUCGCCGGACGUGUUGGAGUGCAGGCAGUGGACGAGGACGCAACAAGGAGGCACGGCUACGGCUAGUCAAGAACAUCAAGGCACAGCAUCAACUGCUACGACAACGAACGCCCCAAGUUCCUCCGACUCGACUUUCUAUGUGUCCGUCGACAUGAAGAAGAAUGUUGGCGCUUCUGCAAAUAACGGCGCGGACGAUGAAGAUGGCUUCACCAUUGAACUCGAUCUUCCUGCUGGCGUGUUUUACGAUGGACGUUAUCCGGGUAUACCCGCGUACCAGUCGGGCAAGUACAUCGUGAGAAGCCGAAGAUUGCGGCCCUCCUAUGUCCGGCGCGACCCGGAUCUGGC